UGUUGCAGAUGGAUCGAUCGCUUCAGUUCCUAAAACAAGGUCACCAGCCCUCCAACAAGAUGGUAAUUCUAAAGGUGGCAAAAGAAUGAAAUAUCUGCCAGAUCUUCCGGAGGACAUCUGGUGGCAUAUACAUUCACUAAUGCCAAUGCGAGAUGCUGCCCGAGCUGCCUGCGUUUCUCGUACCUUUAUGUGUUCCUGGAGACUCCAUACCAGCCUCACCUUCAGUAGAAAAACACUAGGCAUGGAUGAUAGUGUGUGUGAAAUGGAUGGAAAAGCAAAAGAUCUCACCGGCAAAGUUGACAAAAUUUGGAUAGAACACCCAGGCAUUGGUGUGAAGAAAGUCAAAAUUAAGUUCUAUGAUUACAGGACCAGGGCCUAUUAUCUUGAUCGUUGGCUUCAGAUUUCCGUCACACCUGGGAUUGAAGAACUCACUGUUAUUCCUUCUGUGAGCAAACAAAAGUUCAACUUCCCAUGUUCACUUCUAUCUGAAGGAGGUGAAAACUCGAUUCGGUGUCUGAAUCUUUACCAGUGUGUGUUCUGUCCUACAGUCAGACUUGGUUUGAGAAGUUUGACUCAACUUGAGCUGUUUGAUGUCCGUAUUACAGGAAAUGAGUUAGCCUGCCUUCUAGACAAUUCUGUUGCUUUGCAGCAUUUGGCAGUCAUGUAUUGCAGUAAGAUUAUUAGACUGAAGAUACCUUCCCUGCUGCAGCGACUCAUCACCCUUGAGGUGUCUAACUGUAAGAGGCUGCAAUCAAUAGAGAUCGAAGCUCAAUGUCUCUCCAAUUUUCGGUUUAUCAGUGACCACCUAGCACAUCUCUCGUUUGGAGAAGCAUUACAGUUGAAGACCCUAGUCAUGCAGUGUCGUGGUGCUCUCUGUUAUGCUCGUGCCAAUCUUCCAUCCAGCUUGUCAAAUCUUGAAACUCUUUCUAUAUGUUCACAUUGUGAGGUAUACUGCGAAUUUUCUGGUGACUAUAGACUACUAAAAUUCUUUAUGCAGAUGGUCACUACACCAAUGAUUGGUAGCAAAUUUUCAUUCCUCAAGCACUUGACUGUUGUUCUUGCUGCGCCCCCAGCCUAUGAUUAUUGUUCUCUCAUAUCAUUUUUUGAUGCUUCUCCUUCAUUGGAGACAUUCAUCCUGAAUGUGGUGUGGAACAGCAUGCGGCAUCCCUCCAUUUUUACAGACCCUUCAGGUACGAGGCAGAUGCCGGAGCACCGCCAUGACAAGCUCAAGAGUGUGACUAUUACUGGUUUCUCCUCUGCAAAGUGCUUGGUUGAGCUAACAUGUCACAUUCUUGAGAGUGCAAAGUCACUUGAGUAUCUUACAUUGGACACCACCGAUGGAAAUCGUGUCUUUAUGUGUUCUGUCAACGGAUCUGACAAAUGCUAUUGUAGCCCGAUGGGCAGGGAUGCCAUCGUGGAAGCUCGUCGAGGGCUCUUGGCCAUCAGGACGUACAUCGAGGGAAUUGUUCCUUCUAAAGUGAAGUUCACUCUUGUGGAGCCUUGCAGCCGGUGCCAUGCUGUUGAGCUCUAG
Molecule: messenger RNA, 1531 nt
Organism: Triticum urartu
Lineage: Eukaryota; Viridiplantae; Streptophyta; Magnoliopsida; Poales; Poaceae
Source: RefSeq, a predicted model, not a curated record